AUGAAACGCAUUGCGCUAUAUCCCGGGUCCUUCGACCCGGUCACCAACGGCCAUAUGGACAUAUUGCAUCAGGCACUUGCGCUGGCAGACAAGGUCGUGGUCGCCAUAGGUGUCCAUCCGGGAAAAACACCUUUGUUUUCGUUCGAGGAACGGCUCAACCUGAUUCAUGAAGCAGCCCGUGCUGAAUUUGCUGCUGCGGAAGCCGACCGUAUCGAUGUGAUCUCCUUUUCGAACCUGGUUGUCGACACCGCGCGCGAGCAGGGGGCGGCGUAUCUGGUCCGCGGUUUGAGAGAUGGCACUGAUCUUGACUAUGAAAUGCAGAUGGCCGGAAUGAACGGUACGCUGGAGCCUGACAUCCGGACCGUUUUCCUGCCAGCGUCUCCAGAUGUCCGCCACAUCACCGCCACCUUGGUGCGGCAAAUCGCAAAGAUGGGCGGAGAGAUUUCCGCAUUUGUACCCGAACCGGUCGCGUCACCUUUGAGGCGCCGCGCAAGACCGGACAGUUGA
This is a messenger RNA of Effrenium voratum, 507 nucleotides long. NCBI's taxonomy places the organism in Eukaryota, Dinophyceae, Suessiales, Symbiodiniaceae. The record is from the annotation of a GenBank genome assembly.